Petromyzon marinus (sea lamprey) is the source of this 2556-nucleotide messenger RNA. RefSeq names its product D-glutamate cyclase (gene DGLUCY). Gene Ontology annotation, biological process: glutamate metabolic process. Lineage: Eukaryota; Metazoa; Chordata; Hyperoartia; Petromyzontiformes; Petromyzontidae. Gene Ontology annotation, molecular function: D-glutamate cyclase activity. The record is from RefSeq and is a predicted model, not a curated record.
UGGUGUUUGAGUCGCCGCCCUCGCUUCCGGCCCCUGCCGAGGGAUCCGACGAAGACCGCGAGCUCCCUGCAAUACCUGACGACUCCCGCCCGGUCAAAAGUCCACACUCCGCGUUAUCGCGACUGUCAAGGUGCCCCGCGUCCCUACUGCCCUCAGAGUUAACGUGUCGAGGCCAUAGCCCCUCUCAGAUUAGUCUCCGUGAGAAAGAGCAGCCUCUGUGAGAGACUCAUGGAGCCGUCUCCACCGGCACUGAGCGCCAUGGACCCGGCCGAGGUGCGGCGUCUAAUCAGAGGCGGUCAGCUCAGGGGCAGGUCGACGUCCGGCAUGGCUGAAGGCUUCACGCAGGCGAACUUGGUGGUGGUGGAGGAGUCUGUGGCGGAUGAGUUUGAGAGAUUCUGCCGCGCGAACGCCGGCCCACUGCCUCUGCUCUACCGCAGUCAGCCCGACGAGUGGGCAGCACCUCCUCUCGCUGCCCACUCUGACAUACGCACGGACUGCCCGGGCUACCGUCGCUACGAGCACGGGCAGCUGACCGGGCUGCCCGACUCCCUGCCCGCCCCGGGGCCCCGCCCGCUCGUCUCCUUCUACCUCGGCUGCAGCUUCUCGUUCGAGCGCCUCCUACUGGAGGCGGGGAUCCCCGUGCGCAAUGUUCAGCAGGGCUGCAACGUCAGCAUGUUCCGCACGUCUGUCCGGUGCGAGGUCGCGGGCCGCUUCGACUGCCAUCUGGUGGUCAGCAUGAGGCCCGUACCCGAGGCGAGCUUGGGACCCGCGUGCCGCCUCACGCACCCCCUCCAGGACGUGCACGGGGCUCCCGUGCACAUCGGGGACCCAGGACUGCUCGGAAUCCGGGACCUGUCCGCGCCGGAUUUCGGGGACUCUGUGAGCAGCGACCCCGGAGAUGUCCCCGUGUUCUGGGCGUGCGGGGUAACAGGGGUCGAAGCUGUGCAGAGCGCUCACCUGGCCCUGGCAUUCACGCACGCCCCGGGCUGCAUGUUUGUGACGGACGUGAAGGGGCAGAGCGCGGGGCCGGCGCCCGAGCAUCGAGAGGAGGGGGAGGAGGGGGAGGCCGGGGCCCCCGAGGUGGUGUGCGUGUCGCAGGACCCCCUCCGCUACAGCCUCGUGUCCGUCGGGGCGGCGAGCGCCGUGCACGCCCUGGAGCGGCACGUGCAGCUCGACCCAGGUUCUCGGGGAAUCAAGCACCUCCACGUGCCAGGGGAGCUGCUGCGCGCGGCGCUCUCCCUGUCACACUCGCGCUCCGUACUGCUGAUCACCGGCUUCCCCACCCACGUGACCCAGCAGCCCCCCGAGGAGACAGACGGCCCCCCAGGGGCCCUCGCCAUGGCCGCCGCGCUAAGGGCCCUGGGCAAGCGCGUGGCCCUGGCCACGGAUGCGCGCGCCGCCGGGCUCAUGCGUGACAUCGUGACGGACGCGCUGCGAGAAGGGGUCUUGGAUGAGGAGGUCCCGGUCGUGACGAUGGAGGGACGUGGCCAGGACGCGGCGCGAGCUUUCCUGCUGGAGGAUGGCCCGGAGGGGCCCACACCUCGCUAUGAUCACCUGGUGGCCAUCGAGCGCGCGGGCGCGGCGGCGGACGGGUGCUACUACAACGCGCGCAAGAUCAACAUCGGGCACCUGGUCGACCCUCUGGAUGAGCUCUUCUGGCUGGCGCGGGACACGCGCGGGGUCUCCACCACAGGCAUUGGGGAUGGGGGUAACGAGCUGGGCAUGGGCAGGGUGAGCGAGGCGGUGCGCGCUCACGUCAAGAACGGCGACGUCAUCGCCUGCGCAGUGCCCGCGGACUUCACCAUCACCACGGGGGUGUCCAACUGGGGAGGCUACGCGGUGGCGUGCGCCCUGUACCUGCUGCGGACCUGCGCCGUGCAUGAGCGUUACCUGCGCCACGCCGUGGGGGCCCCGGCCUCCCUGGAGCAGAGGCAGGCGUGGAGCAGAGCGCUCCCCUCCGUGCAGAAGGAGGAGGCUCUCCUCGCCAUCCUCGCUCGUCAUGGGGUGCGCAGCGGGGUCACGGGGACGCUGGGCAUGGAGGUAGACGGACUGCCAUUCCGGCCUACGCACUCCGACAUGAUCGAGGCCCUGCUGAAAAUCCUGCCCGCUGCCGCGUGACUUGGGUCACCGCAGCGCGACCCGGAUCUCUGCGCUGCAGACACAUUCAAAUCAGCGAUAGCACGAGAGUGAAAUUUGAAGGUGAACUAGAGUUUAGAUUUAUGCGGGUACGAUUGCCCGAUUUACGAACAUGCUAAUUUAUGUACACGUAUGCACAUGUACAAAUGAUCUUAUGGCGGUACUCCGGGGUACCAAAUAAUACAAAAUGGCCGAGGCAAUUAAAUAUUUUAUUUCUGGGACACUAUUUUUUCCAGGAGUGUACUUAACUCUGCGACUGAGGUACCAAUCAAUCCGAAAUCAGUGCUACUCCGUGAUGUCGAAACGCAGCGAGGACGAUCUGUCAUUUGUUGAUAAAAGCUGAACGUGUUUCAACGCGAGUGCUGACGAGGCGGGUCAAACAAUACAAUCGAUACAUUUUAAUAAACAUUUCCACAAAAA